Molecule: messenger RNA, 2851 nt
Organism: Cuculus canorus (common cuckoo)
Lineage: Eukaryota; Metazoa; Chordata; Aves; Cuculiformes; Cuculidae
Gene: LMNB1
Product: lamin B1
Exons: 11
Coding region: 221-1975 (584 amino acids)
Source: RefSeq, a predicted model, not a curated record
CGGGGGCGCGCGCUGGCGGGCGCCGGCCAUAUUGAAUCGCGCCGGUGUGGUUGAGGCGGCGCGGGGGCAUCGCACGAGAGGCGACGGCGACGAGCUCCGCGGCUCGGUCGCCGCCACAAACCCGCCGGUUUGGUCCCGCCGUGACAGCCGCGCCGCCUCCCCCCCGCCCUCUCCGACCCCGUCUCCCGCUCUAUCGUGGGUCGCGGCCGCCGCCCCCGCCAUGGCGGCCGCGACGCCGCUGGGCGCGCGGAGCCGGGGCUCGGCCGCGGCGGCGCUGAGCCCCACGCGCAUCUCCCGGCUGCAGGAGAAGGAGGAGCUGAGGCAGCUGAACGACCGCCUGGCCGUCUACAUCGAGAAGGUGCGGAGUCUGGAGGCGGAGAACAGGGGCCUGCAGGAGCAGAUCACCGAGCGCGAGGAGGUGCGCUGCCGCGAGUUCACCGGCUUGAAGGCGGUGUAUGAGGCCGAGCUGGCCGACGCCCGCCGGGCGCUGGACGACACGGCGCGGGAGCGGGCCAAGCUGCAGAUCGAGCUGGGCAAGAUCCGCGCCGAGUACGAGCAGCUGCUGGGCAGCUAUGCAAAAAAGGAGUCUGAUCUUCACGGAGCCCAAGUCAAACUUAGAGAAUUUGAAGCAGCCCUCAAUUCUAAAGAAGCUGCCAUGGCCACAGCCACUGGGGAUAAGAUAAGUCUCGAGGCAGAAGUUGAGGAUUUAAAAGAUCAAAUUGCACAGCUUGAAGCUUCUCUAGCUGCUGCCAAGGAACAGCUUGCAAAUGAAACCUUACUGAAGGUGGACCUGGAAAACCGUUGUCAAAGUCUCAUUGAGGACUUGGAGUUCCGUAAAAAUAUGUAUGAGGAGGAAAUCAAUGAAACAAGAAGGAAACAUGAAACUCGCUUAGUUGAGGUUGAUUCUGGGCGUCAAAUUGAAUAUGAACAUAAGCUGGCCCAAGCCCUUCGUGAAAUAAGAGAACAGCAUGAUGUACAAGUGAAGCUAUACAAAGAAGAGCUUGAACAGACUUACCUUGCUAAAAUUGAGAAUGCUAGACUGUCCUCAGAGAUGAGCAAUUCUGCAGCCAACUCAAUAAGAGAAGAACUCAAUGAAAGUCGCAUACGAAUUGAUAAUUUGUCAUCCCAUCUCGCCAGCCUUCAGAAAGAGUCCAGAGCAUGGCAGGAUAGAGUGCAAGAGCUUGAGGACAGCUUGGCCAAGGAGCGUGAGAACUGUUGCAAAAUGCUGUCCGAGAAGGAGAAGGAAGUGGCAGAAAUAAGAAAUCAAAUGCAAGAGCAGCUGAGUGACUAUGAACAACUUCUGGAUGUUAAACUGGCACUUGAUAUGGAAAUCAAUGCAUACCGGAAAUUGCUGGAGGGUGAAGAAGAGAGGUUGAAACUUUCUCCAAGCCCAUCUUCCCGAGUGACAGUUUCACGAGCUUCAUCGAGCCGUAGCGUGCGUACUACCAGAGGGAAGAGGAAGAGGAUUGAUGUGGAGGAAUCUGAAGCUAGCAGUAGCGUUAGCAUUUCCCACUCAGCUUCUGCUACUGGCAAUGUCUCUAUUGAGGAGAUAGAUGUUGAUGGAAAAUUCAUCUGCUUGAAGAACACCGCUGAUCAGGAUCAACCUAUGGGAGGUUGGGAGAUGAUCCGAAAAAUAGGAGACACUUCUGCCAGUUACAGAUUUACCUCAAGAUAUAUACUAAAGGCAGGCCAAACUGUUACAAUCUGGGCUGCAGAUGCUGGAGUGACUGCUAGCCCUCCCACUGACCUCAUCUGGAAGAACCAGAAUUCUUGGGGCACUGGUGAAGAUGUGAAAGUUGUACUGAAAAAUUCUCAGGGAGAGGAGGUUGCUCAAAGAAGCACUGUCUUUAAAACAACUAUGUUUGAAGGGGAAGAGGAGGAAGUUGAGGAAGAAGCAGCUGACGCUGCGGAAGAAGAGCUUUACCACCAGCAGGCAGGCCCAAGGACAUCGAACAGAGGCUGUGUGAUCAUGUAAACUUCCAGUCAGGCAGGUUCAUCAAAUUGUGAUAAUCCUUGGGUACAGAACAGAGCCUUCUCAGAAGCACAACAUAUUUUUGUAUUUUCUGUAUGUGAAUUUUUAAACUGCCAGUCUGAUGGCCUUAAUUUCCUUUGCCAUUGAAAACGAAGCUUUGUAAAAGAAGCACCUGAUUUUCUUGCAGGAUGUGAAUUGUUAACUCUGAUGUCCCUGUCUCAAAUUCAUAUGCCAGGUUUUUUUAUUGAAACUUUGCUGGAAUAGAAAUAUUCCACUGUUUUGGGGAUCGAUUUUUCUUAGCUUGACCACCCUAGACUAGCCAGUUGCUGUUGACCUCUUCAUUUCUUUAGGUGCUGUUGGCUAUGGGGAAGGCAUUUUCGAUACUGUGAACACUUUUAUACUGGAGACUUUUUUUUUUCCUACAGCACAAUCAAGGCUGUAAAACUUUUUUUAUAGGAAAGAACAGCUUUGUUGUAAAAAAAAAAAAAUAAAAAAAAACUAACAAAACUAAGUGAAAACAAAAAACCACACAGAUGAAAAACCCCAUGGCCUGACUGAUGGUGUAAGCACUCAGAGGAUGAGGGAUGCAGUAAAAUUCCUUAUUGGUACUCUUUUUCUUAUAUAGAUUUCUUAUUCUGGAAGAAGAUUCAUGUUAAUCAUAUUAGUUGUGUUGUUAAAAUAGUCUAACUAGCUUAAAUUUUCUUAUGUGAUUUUUAACGAAUAGGAGUUGUUUUAAUAUGGAUUGUCUUGCUUGUUUACAAUUUGUAGGAACAAAACUAAGUCUUUUAGGGGUCUAGUCUACAUUUGUAUUGAAACAAUUGUAAUUUUGUCAAUAUGGAAAGUUUUCCUGUCAUUUCUGCAUUAAUCUAAUGUCUGAAA